AUGGCCGGACAAAGCUACAGAAGAUGCCAGCUAUUGACUCCUAGUAUUAUCUUUCAUCCUCGCUGGAGGAAUGGGCGUUGUCGAGCCGAUCCCACCGACCCACGGGCCGCAAUCGAGGCCUGGAAAGCGCCCCACAACUUACAGUUUCUGCUGCCUCUGGACAGCCAGACUGUGCCGCCGGACCCCGCGGUACUUGCUUUAGAACAGCCGCCUGGUGCGGCUUUGAGCUACGUGCUGCGCGAAGUUCUCCUGAACGUUGCCCUGCCCCUGCUCGCGCUGUGGCUGCUGCAACGUUGGCUUGGCCAGAUAGAAGAACGAACGGAAAAGGUAGGCACUUCUACAGCCGCGCAGUCCAACGAGAGCGGCGCUGUCAGCGGUCACGGAGGGGCCUCUUUGCCGCUAUCCCGCCAGCUGGCCGGGCUGCUGCCUGUGGCUGCCACCGCUCCUAGCCGCGCCGCCCUGGCGCUGCUGACCGCCACCCACGUGGCCCGCAGCGUCGCCAACAUCGUGCAGGGUCUUGCGGAGCGGGCACUGCUGGCGGCGGGUGGUCCGGGGCCCGACGACCUGUACCGCCUGCUGUCACAUAGCCGCGCCGGGCAGCUGCUGCAUUCGUUCAAGGCGGCGUUAGUAUGUGUGGACCAGGGGCUAAUGCUGUUCUACCAGGUGGCUCUGGUGGUGUUCGGGUGCUGGGCGCUGCUGAGGUGGAAGGAAGUGGCCGUUAGCCGCUUCCUGGUGCGCCGCCAGGAGACUGCACAGGGCCGGCAGGAGCUGGAGCGAAUCAUCACCCCGAUCAACACCCCAAAGCCCAGUCUGGCCUACAUAAGCCAGUCCUAUGCGUUCAGUUCACCGCUUUGCCCCGUGAUUGCGGUUGACCUGUGCCGUGCAAUGCUUAAGACACAGUGCCGUGCAGCAAUGCUAGUGGUGCAGCUGCUGGGGUUGGACGUGAGGCCGCUGCUGCUGCUCACGGGCUGGAGCAGUGUGGUGGCGGGACUGGCCUCACAGCAGCUGCUAAGCAAUGCGGUCAGCGGCGUGCAGAUGUACCUGGACCGACCUUUCCAGGUGGGGGACACCAUCGCAGUGCUGUCUGGCAUUACGACGUACGAGGGGGAGGUGGUCGACAUUGCGGCUCUACGCACCCAUGUUGCACUGGAGGACGGCUCCACGGUGGCCAUUCCCAACCGCUCCCUGGCCGAUAUGAUCAUCACCAACAAGAGCCGCAGCAGCAGGCGUGAGUGGGCAAGCGGUGGAGGGAUGUGGGAAAUUGGGAAAGAACCCGGGAUCGGGGCCAGGGAUGAGCUGCGCAUCCGGCUGCGUCCGCCGGAUUAUGGUGGAUCGCUAUACUCUGAGCUGGAGGACUUGCGGCGUCAGGUCAUUGACAGCAGGGCAGUGGAGGAGGACGGCCCGCUUGCGCCGCGCGUGGACGUGCUGGGCUUCUCGGACCACGGGGUGGAGCUGAUGCUGCGGUGUCGCCUGCGCAACCCCGCGAAGGUUGCGUCGUCUGCCGCCAGCGGUAGCCUUGCAGCGGCGGCCUCGUCCGCACUGCCCGUAGAGGGCCCAUCCGCCAGCGGGGGCGUUACGGUGCACGUAGGAAGCGGUACAGGCGGGGGGAGUGACGGCCCGGAGGGUUCCGUAGGUGCAUCGGCGCGUGGCGCCAGCAGCAGUAGCAGUGGUAGCGGCAGCGCGCCGGCUUUUGGUGGGCCACGGGCAGUGGGCACGGGGGAGGAUGCUAGACAGUCGCUGCGCCAACAGUUAAUGUUGGCUCUGGGCCCGUGGCUACACGCACGAAAUGGCACGUUGGUGGCCGUCUGA
Molecule: messenger RNA, 1809 nt
Organism: Volvox carteri f. nagariensis
Lineage: Eukaryota; Viridiplantae; Chlorophyta; Chlorophyceae; Chlamydomonadales; Volvocaceae
Gene: msc2
Product: mechanosensitive ion channel
Exons: 9
Coding region: 1-1809 (602 amino acids)
Biological process (GO): transmembrane transport
Cellular component (GO): membrane
Source: RefSeq, a predicted model, not a curated record